This is a messenger RNA of Eruca vesicaria subsp. sativa (arugula), 778 nucleotides long. The record is from the annotation of a GenBank genome assembly. NCBI's taxonomy places the organism in Eukaryota, Viridiplantae, Streptophyta, Magnoliopsida, Brassicales, Brassicaceae.
CUUCACCACACACUCCUUCUCCAUUAACACCUCUCUCUAAUCUUUCAUCUGAACACCUACAAUGGCCACUUCCUUCUCUACCUUGACACCUUUUCUCUUCAUCCUCCUUCUCUCCAUCCCCUCCGUUCUUGGCGCUUCUCAUCACCACACGGCGGCGCCAGCUCCGGCUGUAGACUGUUCGACCCUCAUACUCAACAUGGCUGAUUGUUUGUCCUUUGUUUCAGCUGGAGGCACGGAGGCUAAGCCGGCUAGUUCUUGCUGCAACGGGCUUAAGACCGUGCUUAAGACUGACGCAGAGUGUCUAUGUGAGGCGUUUAAAAGCAGUGCUUCUCUAGGCGUUACUUUGAACAUGACUAAAGCAGCUACACUUCCUGCUGCAUGCAAGCUUCACGCUCCUUCUAUCUCUGCUUGUGGAUUGUCCGUCCCUCCUACUAUGGCUCCAGGUCUUGCUCCAGAAGGAGCUGCUGCUGCUCCUGGGCCUGGACUUAUAACCGUAGGCCCGUCUGCAGGGAACGACGGAUCUUCCUUGAUCCCCAUCUCCUUCACCACCGUACUCACUGCUAUGUUCUUCGUAUUGUUUUUUGUCAGCUAGAUUUGGCUUUGGGUUUUCAAGGCUUUAGUUGCGUGUCUUUUGAGUCUUCUCUGUUUCAGACCAUGUCGGUUACUGUUCGUAUUUUUACUCUUAAUUAUGUGCGCAUUGGUCCUUUUACAAGGGCGUCACUGAUUACUCUUAUAUUGAUGGUUACUUAUUAAAUUUCUAGUUUUCCUAAACAAUUUC